AUGGAUGGGAUAUUUUGGUGCUCGGUUACUUUGGAGAAAGUGGAUGGGAUAUUUUGCUUGGUUAUUGUUUCUCAGUCUUUGAAAAUUUACUUUCUUGUUUCGAUAAAUCCUAUUUCUGUACGAUGUUUUCGUUACCGAUUUCUUACCGAUUUCGUUACCGGUUUUCAGAAAUUUUUAUGUGGCGGGAGAUUAAUCUUCGGUCCCGAUGCAUCAUCGCUCGUUUUAUCAACCUUCCUAAUAGGAGGUCCUGCAUUGACUUUCUGUAUCAAGACGUUUUCUAGGCUCUCGAAUGUCGACUUCUUAUACAGUCAAACUGUCCUAAUCGUCGGACUUGUCCUAACACUUUUGGAUUUGAUUUUUCUCUUCAUGACAUCUUCAAGAAAUCCCGGAAUAGUCCCUAGAAAUAAUCGGCCGCCAGAAUCCGACAGCGCGUCGAAUUCCACGUCAUCAAUGGAGUGGAUCAACGGUGCAACCCCCGACUUGAAAUUACCGAGGACAAAGGACGUUUUCGUAAAUGGCUACACAAUUAAAGUCAAAUAUUGCGACACUUGUUUGUUGUACCGGCCCCCACGCGCAUCUCAUUGCUCGAUAUGCAAUAAUUGUGUCCAAAGAUUUGAUCACCAUUGCCCUUGGGUGGGCCAGUGCAUCGGAGUCAGGAAUUAUCGGACUUUCAUCCUAUUUGUAACAACAUCGACAAUCUUGUGCAUGUACGUGUUUACGUUUUCACUAUUGCACCUUCUAGAAGAACCGGGGCACAUAUGGACGGUGAUGUCACACGAUGUCAUCUCGGUUAUUCUAAUAGCUUAUUGCUUCAUAGCCGUUUGGUUCGUCGGUGGGCUUAGUGUCUUCCAUUUCUAUCUCAUGAGCACAAAUCAGACGACGUACGAGAAUUUCCGGUACCGAUACGAUAAGAAGGAGAAUCCGUACAAUCGGGGGAUGAUAAAAAAUAUCAAGGAAGUGUUUUUCUCUAAUACGGUACCUUCUUUGGUGAAUUUCCGUGAGUGGGUGACGGAAGAAGACGAUGACUUCGCAUUGGAAUCGAUAAGCAAGAAAUUCGGGGGUGACAUCAUCAAAUCGAGCAUGAAGGUGGAUUUGGAACUCGGUCUGUUUGGCAAGGACGGUAAACCGAUUCCGGAAAUGCUGCAGAAUUUGGAUUACAAAGGAAUCGAAGACAGUUUGAAGAAGGACAGAGGUGGGAAAAUCGAUCCGCUUUUCUUAACGCCCGAUCAAGAAGAUAAAUAUGAAACGGGAGAUAGUGCCGUUGAUGAUUGUGGGUCCGACGAUGGGUCCCACAGAACAUCGUCGGUUGUUUUUCACAACCGACGAUGAUGACUCGGGCUUUAAAUUUGAUGAUUUUUGAGAAUUUGGUUAAGUGGAAAAGUUGACAUUGUGAAAAAAGGAACCAAGCUGUGAAUAUUUGAAUCUUGUAAAUUUAUCUCCUACUUUUUUCUUUUUAUUUGGUUUCUUUUUGGCAAAAAAAAUAAAAAAUUAAUAAUUGCAUUAAUAUAUUAAUAUAGCUUUGGGUAAUCAAUUUAAUACAUUCAUCAAUACAAAUGAUCAAUCUAUUAUAAGUGGAAAUAGUACAAAUUGGAUCAGAAUUAGCAUUUUCGGGAAAAUUCUAAUUAUUUCCAAAAGUUUUCAAAAAAUUAGAAAUCAAAAUUUUGGGAACAGGAA
Erythranthe guttata (spotted monkey flower) is the source of this 1674-nucleotide messenger RNA. NCBI's taxonomy places the organism in Eukaryota, Viridiplantae, Streptophyta, Magnoliopsida, Lamiales, Phrymaceae. The record is from RefSeq and is a predicted model, not a curated record.